CCUUCUCCUCCAAAAAAAAUUAAUAAUCCAUUAGAAUAGCAAUAACUUGUUACGAACAAGUGUUAUUUAAAAUAAAAUUGUACAUGUUUUCAUGAAUCUAGAUUUAGUUUUUUUAUAUUCUAUAUUAUGGUUGAGCUGAUGAAGCGAUGUCCCCGGCCUUUGAAAGCCUACACGGUGAGGUCUCACAGAAUUCAUCAGCGUGACUGGCAUAAAGUCUUGCGUUGGCUUUUACGAAAUAAAAUUACUUUAUUAAUCACCAGCAUUUGCUUCACGACACUCCUGAUAAUUUCUACACAAAACGAUACAGUUUAUUUGUAUUCGCCCAUUCUUGAGCCCGGGGCCAUUUUCGAUUACUCAGAUCUCAAGAAUUUGCCUCCUGGACUUCGUGAAACCCUGAGACAAAGAGAAAAUGACGAGAAAAAAGUUGAAGAAGAACUUGAAGAAAACAGGAGUAAAGAUUAUUUCCCAUCCGACCAAGAUGAGGAUCCGAAGCAAACUUUAAUGAGCACUGAUAUCCAUAACUUGAAAAUUAAUAUGCCAACCCCAGAAACCAGGUUUUCGGGGUCAAAGUUUGACUCCGAGUUUCGUAAAGUUCAGCGUAAGAACGAUCCUCUCAUUGACGAUGAUGGUAAUGUUGUCACCUUCGAUCAGGAGUUCUCAAGAAAAUAUUUCCAUGGCCGACGUACGCGCUUGCCUCAAAAUCUGAGGAUGCAUAAUGGUUUCAAGGAAAUUGAAGGUUUCGUUAAAGAAAAUGCCUUGCAAAAAGGUGAAGAGUUAAUUAAAGAACGGAGCCUUCAUGAUAUCAAAAAUUACGGAGAUAACAAAGAGUAUGAAGGCGCUGAUAUAUCAGGCGAAAAUACUAACUUUGGAACUAAUAAGGAACCAAACAAUGUUUUGAGGAUCAACUCUUUAAAAAAUCCUUUAUCAACAUCUGUCUUGCGGUCAAAGCGCGAAGAAAAAUCGACCGAAAAAAAUAGCACCUGUUUACCACCGUGUCCCGCCCAGCCGCCUGGUCUGCGCGGGCGCGAGGUGGUCGGUCUUAUGUCCAGCCCGCAGCAGGCUGAGGAGGUGGCGCGGGGGUCGGGUGUUCAGGAGGGGGGGCGCUGGGCCCCGUCCCACUGCUGGGCCCGCUACACCGUCGCCAUCGUGGUCCCCGUCAGGGACAGGCGGGACCAGGAAUGGGCAUUCCUCUCGCACAUGCAUCCAUUCCUGCAGCGACAGGAGCUAAACUACACCAUCUUCAUCGUGGAACAGGCUGGCUCAGCUUUGUUCAAUCGAGCGAAGCUAUUAAACGUGGGUUUCGUUGAGGCGAUGAAGGCAGCGCGCUUCGACUGCAUCGUCUUCCACGAUGUCGACAUGUUGCCUGAGGACGACCGCCAUCUGUACCACUGCGCUGAACAACCGCGACAUAUGGUUGUUGCUUCGUCUAAUAAUAAGUAUAGACACUUGAAUGGCUUCCUCGGGUACCGAUAG
Messenger RNA from Hyalella azteca, 1473 nucleotides. RefSeq lists its product as uncharacterized. The transcript is spliced from 5 exons. Gene Ontology annotation, molecular function: N-acetyl-beta-glucosaminyl-derivative 4-beta-N-acetylgalactosaminyltransferase activity. The record is from RefSeq and is a predicted model, not a curated record. Bases 127 to 1473 code for a protein of 448 amino acids. Gene Ontology annotation, biological process: glycosphingolipid biosynthetic process; carbohydrate metabolic process. NCBI's taxonomy places the organism in Eukaryota, Metazoa, Arthropoda, Malacostraca, Amphipoda, Hyalellidae.